CUGUAAGGUUCCUAACUGGCAUCGCUGGGCGCGUCGAUAGCCAUUUCUUUUCUGGAAGCCAUCCCGUGUGGAACGUGAUCGCUGCCCGCAGCUGUAAUAUAUCGAGACUAUUGAUAUAUAGAAAAGUAUCAUCCACCAUGCAACUACAAAUUCGUGCACAAGAAACGACCAUUGUCGAAUGCCAAGAUGAUGAAAGAGUAGAAAAUAUCAAGGAGAAAAUUGCAUCUCUUCAAGGCAUUGAAGGCGAAUUCAACCUUCAUUGCAACGGAGUUUUAUUGACAAAUGAAACUUGCGUCAGUGAACUCCCAUCAAGCACACUCGAAUUGACUGUACCCUUAUUGGGAGGUAAGGUUCACGGUUCCUUGGCGCGUGCUGGCAAGGUCAAAGCUCAAACACCUAAGGUCGAGAAGCAGGAAAAGAGCAAAAAGAAGACUGGCCGUGCUAAACGACGUAUCCAGUACAACCGUAGAUUUGUCAAUGUUGUACAAACUUUCGGCCGCCGACGUGGACCUAAUGCCAAUACGAAUUCAUAAGGAAACAUGUAUUACCAAACUAUUAUGAUAUCAUUUGUUAUAAUAAAAUGAGAAAGUGUCAUAAUUGAA
Molecule: messenger RNA, 602 nt
Organism: Ooceraea biroi (clonal raider ant)
Lineage: Eukaryota; Metazoa; Arthropoda; Insecta; Hymenoptera; Formicidae
Gene: RpS30
Product: ribosomal protein S30
Biological process (GO): translation
Cellular component (GO): ribosome; cytosolic small ribosomal subunit
Molecular function (GO): structural constituent of ribosome
Source: RefSeq, a predicted model, not a curated record